Penicillium olsonii is the source of this 1317-nucleotide messenger RNA. The record is from the annotation of a GenBank genome assembly. Lineage: Eukaryota; Fungi; Ascomycota; Eurotiomycetes; Eurotiales; Aspergillaceae.
AUGCUGCUUUCUUAUGUGACCUUUGUUGCAGCAUUUGCAAGUGGCAUAUUCUCCACUGCAAUAGAUCCAGUCAGCUCUGAUUUUGGGAUCUCCAAAGAGACCUCGACCCUGGGGGUAACUCUAUUUGUUGUAGGCUUCGCAUCCGGCCCAGUACUAUGGGCCCCAACAUCUGAGCAGAUUGGCCGUGAGUGGCCGAUCAAAAUCGGUAUGCUUGGUUACAGCAUUUUCAGUACGGCCACAGCGACAGCAAAAGACGUGCAGACUCUGAUGAUCUGCCGCUUCUUUGCGGGACUCUGUUCGGCGAGUCCGGUCGCAAUCGUCCCCGCAUGCUUUGCCGAUAUCUUUGACAGGCAAUACAGAGUGACUGCCAUCACUGCCUUCGCGAUGGCUGUCUUUGCUGGUCCAUUCAUGUCGCAGGUAGUUGGUGGGUUUAUUAUUAUGAAUCCUAACCUUGGCUGGCGUUGGACCAUGUACGUAUCAGCCAUCAUGGGAUGGGCGGGGACCAUAUUGCUUUUCUGUUUCCAAGACGAAUCUUAUGCCCCGGUACUUCUGGUUCAAAAAGCCAAGAUCAUUCGGCAGAAAACUGGAAAUUGGGCAAUACAUGCCAAGCAUCAAGAACAUGACUUGAAUUUGCGAGGUCUCGUCGUUCAGAUCCUAGGUCGACCAUUUCGCAUGCUUUUCACUGAGCCGAUUGUUCUACUUGUCACUUUAUACAUGUCUUUUGUCUACGGGUUGAUGUACGCCUUGCUUGGGGCCUAUCCACUCAUCUUUCAAGGCGUACACAAGAUGAACGCCGGGCAUGGUGGCCUGCCAUUCUUGUCGUUGGUAGUUGGAGAGAUAAUUGGUGGAAUAUUUACACUUGCAGAGCAGCAGGCCCAACAAAGGCCAUCGAAUAAUACUCAACGAGAUCUGGCACCGGAGAGAAGACUUCUUUCAGCCGCCAUAGGUGGAACGGUCUUUGCAAUCGGUGUCUAUUGGUUAGGAUGGACAGGAUACAAUCAGUCCAUACAUUGGAUGGCCCCAACGGCCUCUGGGGUCUUCAUUGGAUUUGGGAUCAUCUGUAUCUUUCUUCAGUUCAUAAAUUAUUUGGUGGAUAGCUACUUGAAUCUAGCUGCUUCUGUACUCGCAGCGAAUACGAUAUUCCGUUCCGCUGUCGCGGCUUCCUUUCCACUAUUUUCACGACAAUUAUUUGAAAAUCUAGGGAUCCAGUGGGGUGGAACACUUCUAGGCACCUUGGCCUUAUUGAUGAUACCGAUACCAUUUUUGUUCAUGAAAUACGGGGCCUAUCUUCGGGGAAAGUCGAAAUAUCUUUCUUAG